Spodoptera litura is the source of this 2308-nucleotide messenger RNA. RefSeq names its product inactive peptidyl-prolyl cis-trans isomerase shutdown. Gene Ontology annotation, molecular function: peptidyl-prolyl cis-trans isomerase activity; Hsp90 protein binding. Gene Ontology annotation, cellular component: cytoplasm. Gene Ontology annotation, biological process: spermatogenesis; piRNA processing. The record is from RefSeq and is a predicted model, not a curated record. NCBI's taxonomy places the organism in Eukaryota, Metazoa, Arthropoda, Insecta, Lepidoptera, Noctuidae.
AUACAAAUAAUACAAUAUUGUUUAAUUACAUUUAAAAAUUAAACCUUUCUGCACUUCAUUUAAUACCAUAAAAUCAAUUCGAAACACCUGAAAAAUACGUUAAAAUUACAUUACAAUUUAAAAUAUUACAAUAAUAAAUUACAUUUGAAUAUCGAGCUGGUUCGUUAAGACCGUAUCCUCUCAACACUAGAUGCAGUUGGCUGUCAAAGUCAAAGAAAUGACAUUUUGUAAUUUGUAUCGAUCUGUCGGAAGUCGGACUUGAAUUGGAGAGUUCUUGUACCUGCUAAGUUCAAAGUGAAAGAAGUUUUGAAACUAUUUUCCAGCGUUUUGAAGAUGGAAGACUCAUCAGACCAAGCAAAUUGGGCAGAAACUCCAAAAUUUCUCAAUGUGCCCCUAGCUAAAGGAAUAAACAAGAGGGAGCUCUUAGAGACUGGCCACACGGAGUUCACUAUAGACUUUGACUAUGACAAGAGAAAGUCAUUGUUUGACUCACCCGAAGACGAGGACAUGUUCAUGGUUUAUGAUGAUGAGGACGACGAUGAUGGCGAUGUUUUGAAUAGUGUAGACAAACAAGCCGAGACCAUGCUCCUGGCCUCGCCAGAGUAUCAAUCAUUUGAGCAGUUAGCUGCGAAGAUGAAGGACUGUCUAUCUAACGGGAGUGUAAAGAUACUGAUUCUUGAAGAAGGGGACGGUCCCCUAGUAUCGCCUGAUUCGCAAGUACUAUUGCACUACGCUGCGUAUUAUGAAAGAUCUGAAGUACCUUUUGAUACGUCCCUCACAAGUACAUCAGGAAACUCCGCCGCAUUACCCCGUCGAUACCGAAUGGGAGUAGGGGAAAUCUUAACUGGUUUGGAAGUCGGUAUCCUCAACGUAAAGGGUCCGAAGGCGAGAUUCCACCUACUUUUACAACCAGAUGUAACGUGGGGUAACUUGGGCGUGCUGCCUCGUAUACAGCCGAAGCCAGUACUCUUUGUUGUAUGCCUAUAUGAUGUUAGACUCGAGGCGGCUGCUGCUAGAUUCAACGACCUGCCAAGUUCGGAGCAAAUGAAAUUUGAAACUACAGUAACUACUAUAAAGGACAUACGCGCAGUCGCCAAAGACCUAUUCACAAGAAAAAAAUAUUCACAAGCUAUCCGAAAUUAUGAACAUGGCAUCUCUAUAUUAUCUGUGUGCCAACCACAGACUGAAGAAGAAUUAAAAGAGGUCAACGACCUUAAAGUGGCCAUCUUUGUUAACCUGGCAACUUGCUAUUACAAAACGAAUAGACCAAAAAAUAUUUUAGGCGUUUGCAAACAUAUUAACAGAAUUAUCGAUAUAAAUACUCAUUGUAAAGCAUUGUUUUAUUAUGGUAGGGCUCAUGAAUCUCAAGGUAAAUUUCAGGAGGCUAUUUCUUAUUACAAAAAAGCGCUUCAAAUAGAACCGAAAAAUAAAGAGAUAGGGAAGGCUUUAGCCGAGUUAGAUGCUAGGCUUAAAAAAGCAGAAGUUGACGAAAAAGCCAUGUGGCGUAAGGCUCUCAGUCAGAACGCAGAAAUACCUGUGCCCGUAGAGGAAAAAAUUAAAAAAGUAUGCUACGUUGUCGAUGAAGACUUUAGGAAGGGCGUCUUUGACAUGUGUCAAGAUUUGGCGGGAAGAAAGGACUAUGCUAAAUUCGAUUUGCCGCCGGGUUUGACGAAAGAUGAGGUUGUUUGUAUUAAAGAUUUAACGAGUGAGUUCGAAGGUUUGACUGUUAUGGAAGAUGGUGAAGGCAAACGGAAAAAGGUUUCGAUUGUGAAGCAAAAUUUGUAAGUGCGCCAUUUUUUGUUUUUUUUUUUUUUGUUUAUACAGUAUACAAUUAUGUCAAAGGCAGCCAGUCAACAAUGCUGUAAAAUUAUGUACUGUCGUUUAUUUUAUUCCUGUAUUUUCUUUGGCAUAUCGAUGCUUUCUUAAUAAAAUGCAACUAUUGUAGUCUUUUAAUGUCUGCAAUUGCAAUUUUUCCUUAGAAAUGAAGGUCAUAUCAAGAUAAUUAUUAUUUUCAUGAUUUGCCGCUUUAAAGUCAAAAACUUUUUUUUAAAUAUAUUUUUCGGUAUAGUUGACAUGUCGUCGCGUAGGUACUCGUUUCGAAUACUUUUAACGUAAUUCAAACUCGUACUAAGGUCUCAGCUCAAUUUGAGAGAGAAAUCUCAAUUUUUCACUAUACGUGUGCUAAUAUUUUAUUUUAUGUAGGAGUUAAGGUACCUAUUAAGUAGUGUAAGAUAAAGAAGUAUGUAAGGAGCGUAGUAGGUGGCGCUCUGUAGUUUCUGUAUACCAUCAGAUGUAUGAAUGUGAUGUA